AUGGCAGUACUGAAGAUCCAAAGCAUCGUUGCCGUCUCAGAAGACCUCCAGAUCACCCACCUCCCCUUGCUGCACUGGAAGGCCAAGCUGAAGCGCGUCGCCGUGGAAGGCGACAGCCUCUUACAUGUGCACAAGAAGAAAACCUUGGAACGCAGCACCACAGCAGAGAAGAAGCCGAGCACGCUGCAAAGGUUCGAGAGGCUUGCUGAUGGCGCGGAUAGCUUCUUCAGGCUGGUGGUUGAGUCCAGCGGUCGUCAUCUGGAGCGGAGCGUGCCGUCCUCGCCAUCGCUGACCCAAUCUUUGCUUGCCGGCAACUCGGUGGAGUUCUGCCUCCAAAGACCCGGCACCGGCAGCAGCGACCUUGUGCUGCUGUGGCCAUGGCUGGAUCCGGACGCCGAGGACGAACUGCAGGCGUAUCUCAUGGUGGCGCGUGAGGAUGAGGUGACGUGGCAGAGAAACCUGAAGAUGGUCAUCUCGUUCCGUCUGUCAGAGGCCGCAAACAUACUGGCCAUCGCCAUGGGCUGCUUGGACCUCCUGCCUCCACAGUUUGGUGCCGCGUGGCUAGCCAUCAUGGGAUUGCUGCAUCAAACUUUAGCAUCGUCGCAAAGCGAUCGGUGGCGUUCAAAUCUGUCAGCAAAGUCGAUGUGGUGCCGCCGUAUGAUGCGGGAUGGAUUACCUCCGCCAGUGAUUCGAGUUACUACAUUCUGCUAUGCCUUGCCUAAAGCCAUGGACAAUAAUAAUGGCUUUCCUCUUAAGUUGGCGUGCCAUGUGUCUCCCUACCUCUUGCCUGAGAAACAUUCUAGCCAGUUUAUGCAGGUUGAACAGAAUGUGAUCUUGGAGACGAUGCUGCCCAAAGUUGAAGAAGGUUUCUAUGAUGACCAGAGACAAGCACCGGUAAAGUGCAAAAGGGAGAUCUGGUGCCCUCAAAGCGCAAUGUAUUGCUCAGUUGCUCCAGAGAUUACACAGCCAAUGACCAUGUCAAAAGCAUACCUGAUGGAAAAUUCUACCGCCCCUAUCAACAGGAAGAAGCGGAGGAGGAAAUCCCACGCCAUGUCAAAGUAA
Molecule: messenger RNA, 1062 nt
Organism: Miscanthus lutarioriparius
Lineage: Eukaryota; Viridiplantae; Streptophyta; Magnoliopsida; Poales; Poaceae
Source: the annotation of a GenBank genome assembly